GGCAAGCGUUGAUGCAUUUUGAACGUUUUCGAAACUGACUUCAGUUUUAAAGUCUUAUCUUUCGAAACGGACUUCAGUGUUAAACGCUUAUCUAACUAACCGACUUUACCACUCUUCUGUUAAUUUAAUACAAAUAUUAUACGUACGUAAAUGUAAAUGAAGUUGGGUUUACAGAAAUGGGGGGGAAUACUACUGACAGUGACCAUGUUAACAUGAGUAAUAAUACAAAGAUUUACGACAUCGGACUUUAAAUAAACUUGCCGUUUCACAAUGUACUUCCCAGUGGUACUUCUAAUCAUUUUAAAUAGGGUAUUUUGAUUUACUUUGAAGGCACCGGAAGUGAGCACGUGAGUCACCCCGAAAUUCUUCGGGUCCACAAUGGGGGGAAAACUUUUCCAAAGUCUUUGCAUUAAUUAUAAACGUUGACUACCACGACUGUAAGUUUUGUCUUUUACUACGCUUACCGGUAGCCGAUUAACUCAACUUUUCGCGGUUGGAGCUGCAUAAUGCAUUUUUUUUACAUGAUGGUUGUGAUUGUUGCCCGUGGAAGCGAACUCAAAUCUCCGUUAUGAAAUGGCUGUUUCUCUGUAGAAGCACAUCAACAACAGGGCUUCUAAUUCAUAGUACCUUCCGACUUUACUGGCGCUCCUUGGACAAGUUUAAACAUGCACUCUAUUGUUCACGUGGCAGUCAUGCGAGCACUAAACGUAGAAUAUAGUAUUGUUCGGGAGAUUAGCGGUACUAGUUGAGCAAACUCGACGACCAUUUUCGAUAAAUGUCCUCCGGCAUAGCAGGGAAGCUCGUUUCUGUUUCCACGGCAACGCGGCUUCGGCGUUUGUCCUGGUGUCUACGAGAGGGCGGAACCAGAACGAAACGACGGCUCCUCGAUUUGUGAUCUCCGUGUGGGUCCUCAUGAUUCGGAGAUGGUAAGGACCGCUCGGUUGGACCAGGGAAGCCCGAAUAGCCAUUUCAGGACGGCGUCUAUUACCCCUACAGCAGUGACACCCAGGGGAACCAUUCAUCAGCAGGGAUUCCAUCCCUUUUGAAUUCCCCUCUUAGCCAAUAUUCUGCAAGGGGACAGCCUGCACCAGGCAUGGCUCCAUCCAGUGCUACACCCACCAUUCUGCCUUUCAGGUUCCGCCAGCGCAGGGAGAGUGUGGACUGGCGGAGGAUCCACGCCAUAGAUAUCGACAUGGUGAUUAGCCAGCUAGAUGUGGAUGUCCUUCAGGAGCACAUAAGUACCGUGACCUUCUGCAGUUUGGAUGGGGAGCGGUGUCAGCGCUGUCAGAGCCCUGUGGACCGAGCUCUCAUUAAGAUCCUCCAGUUGGCCCAGCUGACAGUGGAAUGGCUCCUUCACUGUCAGGAAUUUCUUACAUUCAACCUGCAAUCGGCAGAGGAGAGGCUAGCGAGCGCCAGCAUGCAGCAGGAGCAGCUACUGGCUCAGUUAAAGAAGCAGGAGGAGAGCAUGAAGGCAAUGACUACGGAGCUUAAGAACAGGAAGAAGAUCAUACGCAAUCAGCAAACUCUGUUUGCACCACAACUCAUGAACAGUCAAAAGUGUGCGUUUUGCGAAAAGACCUUCCUCAACCCUUCCUUUCUCCAGAGUCACAUGCAGCGACGCCACCCUGACGAGAAUGAUAUACAGUUACAAUCAAACAGCGAGGAAAAAUCUCAGAUCCAAGCCCUCAAAAUAGAGAUGAACAUUCUGAAGGAGCAGAUUGUUCAGCAGCAGCAGAUCUUGGAGGCCAAAACAUCUGAAAAUCAAAAGCUACAAAGACACAUAGAAGAGAAUGAGCUACAGAUGAGAGAGAAAGAAAAUAAAUCCCAGAUCGAAAGCCUUAAACAGGAGAUCAAAAACGUAAAGGACAUUGUUCAACACCAUCACAUCCGACAAGCUAGAACGGCGGAGGAUGAAAAGCAGCAAUCCAAGGACAAAGACCUGCUAAAAGAACUUGAUCAUUUUAAAGCAUUAGAAGUGGUACAGAUGCAAGCCAUUCAAAAGCUGGAGCAGCAACAAAAGCAGCAGGACAAAAAGUGGGAGUCCAGGCUGGGGAAAAUAAAGACUCUUCACGAAUCAGAAAAGAACGAGUUGCAGACAGAGUUGGACAAAUUACAGUUUGCCAUGUCAGAGCACCAGGAGCACAACCUGAGGCAGCUUCAGGAGAUGCAUAGGAGGCUGCAGGAGAAGGAGCAAAUCAUCCAGACUCAGAAGGAGCAGAUACAGAACAUAUCUUCAAAUCCAUUCACUAAAGUAGUGAAAGUCCCAGUGUUGGCCAAUACGCCGGCUCCAGAGCCGAAACCAAAGAAAGUUGUACUUGAGGAGCCCAUCUCUGCUCCUCAGCUGGAUCCUAUACAGGAGCUGUCAGAAGAGGAGGAAGACCUGACCAGUGUCCCUGAGAAGAGACCAGUGGAGAAAAAGACUCAACGUGUUCCAGAAAAGAAACACAUGAUGUCCAUUAAAAGGAACCCCAACAAGAAAGAAAUCAGGCGACAUCUUGAACAGCUUCUAAUGACGGAGCUGGAGAGUCUGGGAGUAAAGCAGGAUCAGAGAAAACUGAAGACCAAGGACCUGAAAUCCAUCCUGGCUAAUAGGCGUAUGAAGCAACAGAUCCUUGCAAAGCAAAUGCCUGACUUUUGGAAGCAUCGUGACAACAUAUGCAGCUCUGUGGAUCAGAAGCUGGGCCUUCAAAGGAAGAGCAGAAAUCCUGAACUCCAAUCUCCUGGCAGAACCAGACACUCUGUUCAGGUGUUGCAGUCUCGGCCUCGAUCCAGCAGCUUGCCCUCCAGGGCAACACAGAGUGUCGCUGAAGGUGUCGCUCGGCAGGCCAAGACACCCCAGCCAGCACCAAGAGUUAGGACCACCACCCAACCAAAGACAUCCACUCCCAGCCAGAAAGCUGCUUUGAGAGACCUCACUCUCAAGACUCCCCCUUUCAGUUCCUUAGAGAAUUCAGAAGAUGAGGACAGAGACAUGGAGGAUGAGGAUGAGCCUCCUCAACUUCAAUGGGGCAAAAUGCAGGCCAGAAUGAAUAAGGGGGAAGCUGUCCAAAUCACUGCAGUAAAAUCAAAUGUGAUACAGGCAAAGUCAGCUCCAGCCAGGCACUUGCCCUCCAACAAACACCUUGUUGGUGGUGUAACCAAGACAACCGUUACAAAGCUGGAGCACGAUUAUGAUGAUGAUGAUGAGGAGGAGGUGUCAGAUGUCAGUGAGCUGCAGGAGAUUGACCCCAGGCAGCUGCCGACUUUUAAAGACCAGAAUGGCAAUGUAGAAAAGUCAAACUUUGCUAAAGACAACAAAAUCAGUGACCUGGCAAAGAAAAUUGAGAGACAGGUUGCAAAUACAGUGUCAAAGAAACCAGCAGGGGGCGUGAGGAUCUUACCGGAGAGAAAAGAUGAGGUUCAGGAAUUUGUGUCCUCAGAUGUGGAAGACAGCAGUGAGGAUGCAGAUUCCUUUCUUGAGGAGAAACAAGGAAAAUUUAAAGCAUCACACAACUCCGGAUUUGCUGUAAGGAGCCUUGACUCAGCCAGCACCAGUGUGUGGGACACCUCCACGGGAAGAGACACCUCCCAGGGAAAGGAUCCCAGAUCAGGUUUGACUGAAGGCGGAACAGGGAGCACCUUGAAGAGCAGCCUGUGUUACCUCAGUGAUAUCUGUGACUCAGAGGAUUUAAACAAUUAACACAAACAACACUCAUCAACUCAGGCAACUUCUGUCACAAUGCAAGAGCCACAAACAACACCCAGUUUUAUUGUUCACACCCAUCUCACUGAGCAACCAAAACAUAGAACCUCAAAUAAGAGCGGAAGUUUAUUUUUUUUAAAAAUGUAAUUGAGAAACAAAAUCAUCUUAGGUUAGCUUAGUAUUUACAAUAUUACCUCAUCCCCUGUGCCAACUCCCCACUUUGUUUUCAUCACCAGUGCCAAGGCACACAUAACUAAGUAACCUGUAAAAAUGUACAGCACAUGUUUAUAAUCCUUUUGUUAAAUGAAGUCAUGAUGUAUUUUUCUAUGUAGAGAUAUUUUUACAAGCAAUACAUGAGGAAGUGAAGGAUUCACACUUGUUAAAAAAUUACAAGAAGCAAGAUUUUUAGAUUUUUAUGCAUGUAUGUCACGUUUUAGUGGUUGAAAGGGAAAAGGCAUUAGGAAGCUAGUUUGUUUGCUUUCUGGACGGUGUAUGUCUCUGCUGCUGGUCCUCCCAACAACCAACAGUAAUUGGAGUUGGUAGUAGAAUUUGUCACAAGGUGGGCAGGAAAUGCAAAAGACACAUUUUAAAUAAAGCCACUUCUGUAUUUUUGAUUAAUAUCGUGUUUGUAAAUUAUUGAACAAAUAUACAAACCUCAAUCAGUUUUCGCUUUAUGUCAGUUAGUGCUUGUUGUGCGUUGUAAAUAGAAAGAAAGGUUAUACAGUACCGCUAAAAAGUGAUUCUUCAAUCCUUAUUCUUCAAUGGAUUAAAGGAUUUUUUUACACACAAAUAUCCAAUUUAGAAGUGAGGUACAGUGGUGUGGAGAAGUGGUUUUUUUUGUUACAUGUUUGUUACACUUAAACGUUUCAGAUCAUGAAACAAAUUUAAAUAUUAGUCAAUGACAACACCUGAACACAAAAGGCAGUUUUUAAAUGAAAGUUUUUAUUAUUAAGGGUGAAAAAAAUCCAAACCUACAUGAGCCCUGUGUGACAAGGGGGCUUUCUCCCCAUUGCCCACCCCCGUUAAAACAGAACUAAACUGAGGUUAAUUGAGACCAACUUGGGUUCUGCAGCAGGACAAUGAUCCAAAACACACCAGCAAGUCCACCUCUGAACAGCUGAAGAAAAACAAAAUGAAGACUUCGGAGUGGCCUAGUCAAAGUCCUGACCUGAAUCCUAUUGAGAUGCUGUGGCAUGACCUUAAAAAGGUGCUUCAUGCUGGAAAACCCUCCAAUGUGGCUGAAUUACAACAAUUCUGCAAAGAUGAGUGGGCCAAAAUUCCUCCACAGCGCUGUAAGAGACUCUGCAAGUUAUUGCAAAUGCUUGAUUGCAGUUGUUGCUGCUAAGGGUGGCCCAACCAGUUAUUAGCUUUAGGGGGCAAUCACUUUUUCCACACAGGGCCAUAAAGAUUUGGAUCUUUUUUUCCUAAUAAUAAACAUUUUCAUUCAAAAACUGCAUUUUAUGUUCAGUUGUGUUGUCAUUGACUAAUAUUUAAAUAUUUGAUCUGAAACAUUUAAGUGUGACAAACAAGCAAAAAAAAAAGAAAUCAGGAAAGGGGCAAACACUUUCACACCACUGUAUAUGA
This is a messenger RNA of Dunckerocampus dactyliophorus (ringed pipefish), 5266 nucleotides long. It is a transcript of the gene dzip1, whose product is annotated as DAZ interacting zinc finger protein 1. NCBI's taxonomy places the organism in Eukaryota, Metazoa, Chordata, Actinopteri, Syngnathiformes, Syngnathidae. The coding region runs from base 1094 to 3679 and encodes 861 amino acids. Gene Ontology annotation, cellular component: cytoplasm; ciliary basal body. Gene Ontology annotation, biological process: cilium assembly. The transcript is spliced from 20 exons. The record is from RefSeq and is a predicted model, not a curated record.